AUGGUGUCCGGAGCAGCCUCUUCGGAUAUUGACGACCGCACCACUUCGGCCUUGUCCACUUCUUCCCAGACUCACGUCGACCUUAACGAUGCACACCCACAUUCGCCGCGUUCAAAGAUGAAGGCCUGGUCCACAAGCUACGCGGAACCAGCCGGACCCGCAGCUGAAAACGAAGUGCAUCCCCAGAAAACAGUGCCUGCAUCCGCGACCAGCAUGGGCGCACCCGCUCUCGACACAAGCCGAGUUGGCCAACCAACAACAGGCCGCCGUCACAAGCGAGCAGAUCGCCCCCCGCCUCCCAGAUGCAUGGAGAGCUGCAUCGAAAGCAUCGAGUCCUGCACUCAAAACAUUGUGCGCUUCAACGAGCGUAUGGAAAUCAGCAGAGUGCAGGCGGAACAGCAACGGCGCGACCACGGGGAUCCCCCCGCUGCAAGAAAAGCCAUCAUCCCACUGGUCUUUGUCAUCCUCUCUUGGGUCUUCUUGGCUUAUGUGUGGCGCUUAUGCAGUCGACUCAUACAGCAGAACCCACAGGGUGCCGUCCUUGGAAGUAGGAAGGAAGGCAUUGGCUUGCUGGUUGGGUUCGUCAUUCUUUGGCUUGUAACGAUCUGGUCGUACGUGGUGGUCAUCUCCAGGGGGCCCGGUCUGGUCAAGGAUUACGUUCCAGAAUCCGAUCCGCCUGCGGCCAACGUACCAGCAGAGCACCGCAACGACGCGUUGACCUGUGCUCAGCCAUAUCAGCAGAGCACCACUGGACCCGUACCCAUUCCUGGACAGAGCCGUCCCAGCACAGACCUCCAUGCAACGCGCGCCUCUGGAUCCAACAAUGGCCACGCGACCACACCUGCCCCAUCAACAUCACUGCCCUAUCCGUCGUUCAACGCAGACUUGGAAAGCUUUGGAGGCUACCGCGCUUCCUCGGACAGCAUGCGCGUGCUGCCGGGAUCGAUGGAGCCAAAGCACGAGGCUCGCGCUGCGGAACUGUCAUCGCAUUCGCCCGACCUUUCCAGAAGUGCCAUUGAGGAGGAGAACAGUGACGCGGCGGCAGAAGUCUCCGCGGCAGUAGAGGAAGAGCAACUGGGUGCAGAGACUUCACCACCCACGGACGAUGUCGAUGCAUCAGACAUCGCAGCCGAUCCGCAACUUCCCGGUUUGAUUGGUCCCCUCGCCGCUGCUGCUCUGGCGGAAGGCCAGGGUAUGCGAGAGGGCGCCCGAGCCCUUGAACGCCUCGACGAUGCCGAGCACACAGCUCCUGCCCCACCCGGUCCCGACGCCACCCAGACCGAUGCUGCAACCACGUCCGGCUGGGCAGCUCCGCAACGCACGCCGCAGAACGACCCGCCGCCGCUCUCGGCCGCCGCACUCUACUGUCAUCGCUGUCGGCGCGUCAAGCCUCCACGCGCGCACCACUGCCGACGCUGCGGCACCUGCGUGCUCAAGAUGGACCACCACUGUCCUUGGGUCGGCGGGUGUGUGGGGGCGCACAACCAGCGCUUCUUCUUUAUCUUUGUGUUCUGGGUCACGCUGUUGGAGCUGUACACGCUCGUCACUACGGCAGUGUUUUUCCGUCGAGGCGUGCGCUCGCUCGGUGCACCCGUGCGCUCGGCGUGGAGGGUGGACGGGUUCUUGAUCUCGCUGUUUCCAAUCAGCGGGAUCUUUUUGAUCUUCACCGGCGCGCUGCUGUGCACGCAUGUGUUUUUGAUGGCGCACAAUCUGACGACGAUCGAGCAUGUCGGGGUGAACCGGGUGCAGGGGCGCGAGCGCGUGCUGCUGGAUCGGUGGUUUGGCAUGCAGCGCAAAGGUGGCUUGGGUGGAGUCAAGCAGAAGAGGCUGAUGAGGAAGGAGUGGGAUCGUAAGUGGGGUCGGUGGACGAGCGAGGCGAACCGCUGGUGGUUGGGUGGCUCGGAUGAGGUACAUUUCGACGACACUGAUGACAGAGGAAAGCAGCCGGAGCAGCCGGAUGUGGCGUCGAUCAGUGGCGCACAGGAGAAGCAGCAGGAUGCGCGAUCGAAGAGCAGUGCAGGCGGAAGGAGGAGAGGAGCGUUCAGGACCAAUAUCGAGCAAGCGCUGGGACCGUCGAUGUGGAUGUGGAUACUGCCGCUUGGUAAGCAUCCGAACGAGGGGCUUGAAUUCCCCAUGAAUCCUAGGUUCGGCAGAGAAGGUGUUUGGAGGGAGAGGCAAGAUUGGCCGCCUGCGUUGCGCUGA
Molecule: messenger RNA, 2202 nt
Organism: Sporisorium graminicola
Lineage: Eukaryota; Fungi; Basidiomycota; Ustilaginomycetes; Ustilaginales; Ustilaginaceae
Exons: 1
Coding region: 1-2202 (733 amino acids)
Biological process (GO): protein targeting to membrane; peptidyl-L-cysteine S-palmitoylation
Cellular component (GO): Golgi apparatus; endoplasmic reticulum
Molecular function (GO): protein-cysteine S-palmitoyltransferase activity
Source: RefSeq, a predicted model, not a curated record